Dreissena polymorpha is the source of this 2060-nucleotide messenger RNA. RefSeq lists its product as uncharacterized. Lineage: Eukaryota; Metazoa; Mollusca; Bivalvia; Myida; Dreissenidae. The transcript is spliced from 7 exons. Gene Ontology annotation, cellular component: membrane. The record is from RefSeq and is a predicted model, not a curated record. Bases 93 to 1979 code for a protein of 628 amino acids.
UUCAUGGGUCAAAAUUUGGAUUUUGUUGAUAACGAACAUAAGUCAUCGAGCGCGUAACGUGGAGCAUACAAAAGAACUCGAUUAUAAGAAAGAUGGCUUACUUGAGAGUUUUUAUAAUUGCAUUUUGUUUGAGCAGUUUUAACUCAAUAGUCUCCGGUGUUUCAUCAUUUGGCAAAGAGUUUUAUAUCGGGAUACCAGGCAAUUUUGCUAAAGACCGCAACAAUACCAUACAACUGGAUUUCGCCUCCAAGAAACCUGGAGAGAUUCAGAUGAUUAUCCCAUUCCUCGGGUACAACGAAACCCGACCGAUAAACAGGCAUCUGAAAAUAAUGUUAAGCAGUCUAUUGGAAAUGUUCAGCACUGGAAAAGAGAAUAGCGGUAUUUAUAUAAAAUCCACUGAUCUUAUUGCUGUCUUCGUUACAAGCACAAACCACGCGAGUGGAGGCACGUUUCUAGCGUUUCCAUUGGAGUCUCUAGGUACAGAGUACGAUGUGAUUGCUUACCCAUCUGGGUGGAAGUCGGGGUAUCCGUCAGAGGUUGUAUUCGUUGCGCCGUACGACGAAACUACCGUCACCAUGAUUCAUGGCCAAAACAGCUCGAGCGUCCGUCUAAACAGACUGGAUGUUUACCAAAUGGAAACAAGUACUGAAGACCUGACGAUGGGGCUUGUUACCUCUGACAAACCGAUAGCCUUAUUUACUGCUGCGAGCUGUGAUGUCACACCGAAUAUAAACCAUCGAUGCAACAUGGAUUUCGCACAGUGGCUUCCAGUGGCCAAAUAUGGAAAGUCAACUAUCAUUCCCCCGAUUGCCUUUUACAAGCCAAUGGAAUUUCUUCUCUACAGCUUAAACAAUAGUGUCAAUAUCUGUCUUGAUAAUGCACCGAUGAUCGGGCAUUAUUGCAGCUCUGUUUUCAGAGGACGGGUACUGUUUGGAGCAACAAAAGAUAAAACUGUAACCGCUCAUGCCGAUGGAAGAUUUUUGGCCAUCCUAUAUAAGGAACACGAGACCUUCGUCACUCUCGUGCCUGGCAUAGAACAUUUUUUAACCGAAUAUUAUGUUGUUUAUCCUGAGGUGUAUCGAACUCAAUCACAUUUUAUGACCAUCACCGUCCCUAAAGCUGCAAUGUCUGGUUUGCGACUUGAUGGAGGGAUGUUUUCACAGCCUCUAUCUGUGGUGGAUGUGUCAUCUCCAUUCGAAGCAUACACUGUCUUAACUUAUCAGGUAUCAACGACCGGUUACCAUAGCGUCACACACCGUGAUGGUAACAUCACAUUCGGCGUCCUUUGCUACGGAUAUGACAACCAUACGGUGACAGGCGACGGGUCUUCGACGUACGGAUUUCCGGCUGGAUUACAUUUAGGACUUCCAUUACUCGACAUAACAUGUGAAAACAGAGGAACGUUGCUAGGCGACGCUUGUAUUUGCCCAAGUAGGUUUGCGGGAGACCGAUGCCAAACAGAUGCCGAUUGUACGUUUGACGCGGACACUGUGUGUAACUGGACAAAUAUUCACUCAGGGGACAAUUUCGAUUGGGUGGUUUAUCAUUCGACAACGCCCUCUGACGAUACUGGACCAACCAACGAUCACACUUUUGGAACCUCUCGAGGAGCGUACGCCUACAUCGAGUCCAGCGCCCCGCGAGUGAAGGAUGAAAAAGCUUGGCUGCAAAGUCCGGAGUUCAAUCCUACAGGACCUGAAGGUCUUUGCCUUCGCUUUUGGUACAACAUGUAUGGUGCUUCCAUCGGCCAGCUGAACGUGUACCAGGGUCAGGGUAGCGACGGCAGGCUCCUAUGGAGCCUUUCUGGAGAUCAAGGCACUCAUUGGAGACAAGGAAGUGUGAAACUGAAUUCGCAGGAUAAGUUCACUGUAACGUUCGAAGCCACCGUCGGCGACGGCUAUGUCGGAGAUAUCGCCAUUGAUGACAUCAAUUUCACAACGGGCGCUUGUCCAACUUCUGGCGUUGUGAUUGGACGCUAAUGUCGCAAACGAUAUCAGUAUUGCCUUUUGGGAUAUUGAUAUGUUCAAAUGUUGUAAAAUAAAAUGGGACUGUAUCAACAA